Messenger RNA from Penaeus monodon (black tiger shrimp), 5462 nucleotides. RefSeq lists its product as uncharacterized. Gene Ontology annotation, molecular function: actin filament binding. Gene Ontology annotation, biological process: actin filament bundle assembly. NCBI's taxonomy places the organism in Eukaryota, Metazoa, Arthropoda, Malacostraca, Decapoda, Penaeidae. The record is from RefSeq and is a predicted model, not a curated record. The transcript has 30 exons. Gene Ontology annotation, cellular component: actin cytoskeleton; plasma membrane. The coding region runs from base 1 to 4341 and encodes 1446 amino acids.
AUGCCAGAGGAGGUACAUACCUCUGUUUCAGAUGAACUAAAAAGCAGUUCUACAUCAAAUGAGCUCCAUGAUACCACCCCUGAAGAGAUGGAGACCUCAACUUCAGAGGAACAAGUUUCAACACCUGAAAAAUUCCAAGAUGCCCUCACAGAGGACCUGCAGGAUUACACCCCGGAAGAAGUAAAGAACUUGUCCUUUGAAGAACAACAUGACAUACACCAGAGCUCUACUCCAAGUGAGCUAAUCUCAAGCCAUGAAGUACUGGAUUCUUCUGCCUCUGAAAAGCUGCGGGAAUCAGCAUCAGAUGAACAAAGCUCUAUACCCGAAAAAGUACAAGAAUUCAAAAAGAUACAGGAUUCCACUUCAGAAGAACAGAUUUCUGAGUCUGUUUCAGAGGAACAAGCUUCCACACCUGAAAAGUUUCUGGAUGCUCUCUCAGAUGAAAUACAGGAUGUGAUUAUCAAAGAACUACAAGGCAGUGAACAAAAGUGUAGCCUAGGAGGAGGUAUAAAUCAACAAGAACUUCAGGGUUCUACUACUGAGGAACUACAAGAAAGACUGCAGGAUUCAGAAUCAGGUGCCACCAUGUCAGAUGUGGAGGAAACAGCAGAGUCCCCAAUGGAGCAGAAGAAGCUGUACACCUUUAGGGAGUCGGAGGAGGAGGAGUUAGAUGAGGAGGAAGAGAGGAACUUCUGGAAGGAAGUGGCCGAGGAGGAGGACCUCGACGUCAAGGACUUGGAUCAGGAGAUUGACUACACAGCCUUGAUCGAGAAGGAGGAGACUGUCGAAGACGGAGACGAAGCCCCAAUGGAGACCACAGAGGCGCCCGCGGAGAACGGCGUAGAACCCACAGACACGACAGAGAAGAAGAAAAAGAAGAAGAAAUCGGAAGAUGGCGAGAAGAAGUCCAAGAAGAAGAAGAAGAAGAAGAAGGGGGAAUCCGAGAAGGAGAACAGAAAGGAGGCAGCUAGCAGCACAUCACCCAGUGAGACAGGCAGUGAGGAAGAGGAAGACCUCUGCCCAACACCCCCAUUAUUUAAUGGUCAUGCCAUUACCAAUGGUGUGGAUAGCAGCACCACAGACGUUCCCAUUGAAGAGGAGAUAGCCAGUACUGAAGACUCCCACAGUGAUCAUGACGUACAUGGAAGAGAAGGCUUCCGUAGCUUAUUAGAGGUUUACAAACGUGAAGGCACACCCAAGAAGGAGUUCCGUGCUCAGACCCCACUCAGUGAUGAGGAGGACCUAGCUGGUGUUAAUGUCAGAAAGCUGAGGGUCUCCUACUUGAACGCAGCACAAGAGAAGCACGCCCAAGAAGAGAACCAGAAGAGCAACCUCAGUACAGGUGUCAAUAUCACAAACUUGGUUGGCGCUUACUCAUCUCCAGUGCCACGUGCAGCAACGCCAUCCAGUCGGCCGGAUGACCUCACGCCUGUCUCGCUAAGAUCACUGAAGUCAGCGUAUGAGGCAACGGCGACAGGAACCAGUAGUGCGGGCAGCAGGCACGGCAGCAGUAGCUGCAGUAGUCCAGUUGGUGGCAGCCCUGCACCCAAGGAGGAACUAAAUAUCUCCCUACAACAGCUGCGUGAGGAGUACUGUCGCUCUGUAUUAGAAGGAGACAGUCGCUCCAACACCCCAACCAAGGCACCCCCAGAAACUGGAGUUUCAAUCAGACAGCUUACUCGGAGCAUGACUGACUUGACGACUGUAGGCCAAGAUACGCACACGUCCAUUAAGGAUGAUGACCGAUCAGUUCUAGCAACAGUCAACGUAAAAGCGUUGACAAGAAGCUUCACAGACCUGACACGUCUCAGUGAGCCAGUCAUGCCACCCAAUCGCAUGACACGCCCACGUUAUGACACUGCACCAGCUUCUGUGUCAGUCAAGCCAUUGCCCCGCACGAAGGCGAGCGAGCGAGGGCGCUGCCAGGAGAGCGGCGCGCGGGAAAGGUGCUCGACCUUCGUGGGCCCCUCGCCCCCGAUGCCCACGCCGGCGGUGCGGCGCAGCAUCUCCACCGGGUUGUCUCUGAAUCAGAGGAAGGCGGUAUAUCUAAACCGCGACGACAUCUUGGAGAAGCACGUAGGGCCUCGCGUCCGCUCCUUCGACGCCUCAAAAAUGAAGAACAAGUUUGAAAAGCCAAAGCAAGUGUCCCAGAUGCCGACCGAGUGCAAGCAAUGCGGGAAGCAGGUGUUCCAGAUGGAGAGGAUCGUGGCCGAGAGAGCAGCGUGGCACAAGAACUGCUUCCGCUGCACCGAGUGUAACACCAUCCUCACGCUGGAGACGUACCAGAGCCACGAGGGCGUCCUCUACUGCAAGCCGCACUUCCGCGACCUCUUCCGCCCCAAAGCCGUCGUCGAGGACCCCAUGGAGGCGCGCAAGGACCGGAUGAUGCGACGGCCCAAAAUGAUUGUUCUGGAGAGCCAGCCGGAGGAACUGCCCGAGAACGUAGUCAGAUCCACCGACAGGCCCGACUAUGGCCUCGAAGAGUUGUCCACAGCGAACGUCCGGCAGAAGUUCGCCAUGUUCGAGCAGGCGGCGCAGGAGGAGGAGCUGCAGGCCGACCCCGCCCAGAUCAGGAGGUCCAACUCCCUGCUCAACAGGGCAGCCAGAUUUAUGUAUGGCGAGGACGACGACUAUGGCAUCGAGAACUCAGAGCUCGGCGACUACGAGGAGGACGAGGAGGACGAGGACGAGGAGGAGGAGGAGGCGGGAGAGGGAGAGGAAGGAGAGGAGGGAGACCCAGAUGCCGUCAAGACCAAGAAGAAGAAGAAGAUCACUCGCCCGGUGAGCUUUGCCGGGAUGGAAGACCUCAAGAGACAGAGAAACCGCCGAGACGAGCUGAGGAAAAGGCGCAAUCAGGAAUUGUCGCAGUUCCGUCAGAUGCUGUGUGCUGGUAAAAAUAUUUCCACAAGGGAAAUGUUUGAGUCUGGAAGCCUGGACGGCCAGAAUGACAAAAACAAGCGACCAGAACAGAUCAACAUUGAGGGCCGUCCCGCCACAAAGAACCUGAGGGAAAGAUUCGAGAAGGGAGAGCUUGGUGGUAGCCUCGAUGAUCAGAAAGAAGUUGAUGAAGUAUUCCGGAACAGUGAGACAGCCAGCAAGGCUCGUAACCUGUUCAAGCAGAUGGAAGCAGGAGAAGGCCAGGAGAACGAAGAGCGAGCUACCGCAAAGCCUCGUGAAAACAGGUUAUCAAAAGAGGGCAGGCGCAUUCGAAAUCUCACUUCGCAGGUCGGAGAUGGAGCAAAUGGCGAUGGAGAAGAAGAGGGAAUUGAAAGUUCAAAUAUUUUGGACCGCUUUAAAUUCUUUGCAACCUAUGAGGAACGUGCCAAAGAAAAGGAGAGGAAGAAGAAAAAAGUAUUCCGCAUCACCCCACCUCGUGAAGGAGCCCAGGUUGAUGAAGAGCUCUUAAAGGCCCAUAUGCCUAAACGUUGCAUGGCAAUUAAUUGUCCGGUGUGCAGGCUUCGGGGCUGUGACGAUGAGGAAGUGGCCGACUUCUAUGGACGUGAUCCUAAUCUUGUCAAGUACACUGACAACCUAGAGGAACCAUUAGAUUGUCGCAAAACCAAAAGUGUGCUUGCCAUGUUCAGGAAAAUGGAAAUGCAAGAGGAUGAAGAUGAGAAAGGCCCUCGACCACUGAAGCGCUUCACGCCACCACCAGAGGGUGAAUAUGAUGAUUCAGAUGAAGAAGAGUAUUCUGAUGAAGAGUACUCUGAUGAAGAGGAUGAAGAAGAUGACGAUGAAGAUGAGGAGGAGGAGUCUGAUGAGGAUGAGAGACCUAGGAAACCAAAGUACAAGGAUGAAAUCUUAGAGAUGCUGGCUAAAUCCUCACAGAGUGCCAGAAAAGCAGCUUCGCUGCGAGCCAAAUUUGAGCGGUGGGAGUCGGAGGUUGAACACAACAACGAGUACAACCGCAAUGAAAGGAACGAAGAUGACGAAGAGUGUAUGCCGUCCAUUGACACCGCCCGCAACCUCCGUGCCAUGUUUGAGAACAAGGCCCAGGAGGCAAGCCGGCCGGUCGUAAGCAGUCAACCCAAGUUGAAGGUCAACAGAUUUGUGGGUGGUGGGGGAGACAAGUGUCUGUCAUGUGACCGCACUGUGUACGCAAUGGAGAGACUGGAAGUUGCUGGUCGUGUACUACACAAGAAUUGCUUCAAAUGCUGCAAAUGUAGUACAAAACUCAGCAUGAAUUCAUUCUCCAUAGGCGGUGAGGACAUAUACUGCAUGACACACUACAAACAGGCUUUCACAGAAAAAGGAACAUAUGAUGUAUUUACACCUAACAAAGGGAAGUGGACAAGAAAAAUUGAAGCAACAAGUUCAGAAUUGGCAAAGAGUCAAGAAUAGAAAAAACUGUUUUUAGACUAUUGUAGAUACAAUAUUCUGUAAAAAUCAAUAAAUGGCAAAGUGCCAUAUGACUUCACACCUUAUCAGUGAAAAGAUGGCAGACUAAGAUCAUUAAUAACUUGAGUUCUUAUCAUUGGUGAAUGACCGAGAUCUUAAAUGAUAGUCAUUUUAUAUACCUGACUUGAACUGUGAAAUUUCUGUUUGGUUCGGUUUAAGAAAUAUAUAUUGUUCUUCAUAACCACAUCUCAGAUCCAGUUUUUGUCAUCCAUUCACUGAUUGAGAGGAUUCAAACAAAUAUAUUUUGGUACAGCUAACAGCAUGCCAUAAACAAAUCUCAUACCACAAGUCCCAAGGUACUCUGCGAAGUACAUUCUCCCCUAUUGUGCCACCAGUAGAUCUGGCGAUGACCAUUGUGGGGGUCAGGGCUGAGUUGAAGUUGUGUCUCGGCACUUGUUCAGCAAGUUUUCCGGAGAAAGCCUUCACUCAGCAACAAGGAAGCCUGACCAAUAUUUUCUGUAAAAAUAUUGAUUAUUCAGCACUUUGUGUGUAGCCAUAUCAUAUCCAAUAAAGUAUUAUAUUCAUUAUGGUCACUUCAUGGUACGAUGCCACAUAAGAAUUAGACUAGUCAUAGCACUUUAUCACAGUAAAAUAUAGGUUAUAGUGUAAAUUCAACAAAACACUUUAUGAGAGUUAUAAGACCCAAAGAAUUGUGUCUCAACUGGCUCAUGGGAGUUUUACUUCUUUUUUAUAGCCUUCUAAUUUUUGGGACUCCCUGGUUUAGCACAGUGAAUGUUGUAAGCUUGUCUGCCAACUGAGACCUACCAAUAAUAGUUUCAGUGGCACUUGGUUCCUCUCAGAUGGCACAAAUUAUUCUUAUUUCUGUGAUUUUAUGAAUGCUUGAUUUGUCAAUAUUUUCAUUACUGCAGAUUUUUUUUUUUUUUUUUUUUACCUUGUGAUUCAAAUAUUAAGGACCAUUGAAUUUGGUUUAGUGUUUUUGUUUUAAUGAGGGAUUUUUGACUGUCUACUUAUUCAAACCAAAAACCAAACUGAAGGUAUUUAUUUGUAUUACAAGUGGGCUCUGUGACCUCAUCAAUUGUUUUUAGUAAAGAAAUCAAACUUCA